UCUCGUGUCUCCUAACUCAGUUAGCAGUCACUUCCUCCUAGGUUACCUCUUUAACACAAAAUAGCUCUUAUCUCUCUUCUCCCAAACGGUAAUCUCUCCCCUUCUGUCACCUCCCCCUUUUCACGGGUCAUCCCUAUUUCCACUGGUAUACAUGACCCUCUGUUUAUAACCCAUAUGGCCACUGCUGUUUCUGGCUUCUGAGUUUACAUUAUUAUAAGGAUUAUUAAUUAUAACCAAAGAAAGGUAUCUAUUAUACCUUUAAUAAUUUGCAAUGUAUGUGAGGAGAAUAAGAAGCAACAACCAAAGGUGGAAUCUAGCAUUUCAGCGUUUUAACCACUAUGUUAGUUCUGGCUACAGAACUUACUCCCCUAUACAAACCUCAAGCGUUACCUAUAUACCUUCAGACUGCAUUUCUCUAGGCAGUGUGAUAGGACGAGCUUUGUUAGAUACAUCUAAGUCAAUACAGACUGCUUCCCAACGAGGGAAUAUAAGAUUGUUGAGGAUUUUACCUGCAACACAUUUAAGGUAUUUUAGUUCUAAAGGUGAUGGUAGGGAUGCGAGUGAGGAUAAACAUGUACACACGAGAGAUAGUGGGAGCUCUGAUAAAGGAACAGUUCGGCAGGAAAAAGGCGGUGAAGAUGUGAGAUAUUGUGAUGCACAUGCUCAGCUUGGUGAUCAAGAGCAGAAGGAGUGGCUCCGGAAUGAAAAGCUGUCGAUCGAGAGUAAGAAGAAAGAAUCACCUUUCCUAAGUAGACGAGAAAGAUUUAAAAACGAGUUCUCAAGGAGGGUUGUUCCGUGGGAGAAAAUAGCUCUAUCAUGGGACACAUUUCCUUAUUAUAUCCACGAACAUACAAAGAACGUUUUGGUGGAGUGUGUUGCUUCCCAUUUAAAGCAUAAGAAGGUUACUGUGGCUUACGGUGGCCGCUUGAGUUCUUCAAGUGGGAGAAUCCUGCUUCAAAGUAUACCAGGGACUGAGCUUUAUCGAGAAAGACUAGUUCGAACCCUUGCUCGAGAUUUAAAAGUACCAUUGCUGGUGCUUGAUAGCAGCAUUCUAGCUCCAUAUGAUUUUGGUGAAGAUUGCUCAUCUGAAAGCGAAUCAGAUGUAGAAUCAGGUGAAGAGUGUACGUCGGAUUCUGAAAUGGAAGAUGCAAAUGAUGCAAGUAAUGAGGAAGAAUGGACAAGCAGUGCUGAGACAAAGUCAGAAGCUAGUGAGGAAGACGUUGAUGUUGAGGCAUCUGUGGAAGCAUUAGAAAAACUUAUUCCAUUCAACCUUGACGACUUUGAGAAGAGAGUGUCCGGAGAACUUGAAAGUUCCUCAGAAUCAACCUCGGAGUCUGUUGAUCAAUCAGAGAAAACUCAACGGCCCUUCAGAAAAGGGGAUCGAGUAAAAUACACUGGACCUUCUGGUGUUGUUAAAGCUGAUAACAGGAUUGUAUUGGGGAAGAUACCUACUUCUGGUGGUCCAACAAAUGCUUUCACUGUUAUUCAUGGAAGGUCCAUGUCCAGUGGUCAACGUGGUGAGGUGUAUGAGGUGAAUGGUGAUCAGAUUGCUGUAAUUUUUGAUGUUAUUGAAAAGAAAACAACGGAAGAAGAGAAAGAUGAGAAACCCAAAUCACAAGAUGUGAAACCAUCAAUAUACUGGAUUCCUGCCAAUGAGAUUGAACACGAUCUCGAUGCUCAGGCUGAAGACUGCUACAUUGCCAUGGAGGCACUAUGUGAGGAGGAAGAUCUCCUUAGCACAUUUAAUAAACAGAUUGAAGAAGACAGGAGAAUUGUAAUAGCUCGUAGUAACCUAAAUGAAUUGUACAAGGUUCUGGAAGAGCAUGAGCUUUCAUGCAUUGAUUUGUUGCAUGUAAAUACUGAUGGUGUAAUUCUGACAAAGCAGAAAGCUGAAAAAGUUAUUGGUUGGGCAAAAAAUCAUUACUUGUACACGUGCCUCCAACCAUCUAUUAAAGGGGAUAGAUUGUAUCUGCCUCGUGAAAGCCUUGAAACCGCAAUUUUGAGGUUAAAGGAGCAGGAAACAAUGUCAAAAAAGCCGUCCCAGAAUCUUAAGAAUCUUGCCAAGGAUGAGUAUGAGAACAACUUUGUCUCAGCAGUCGUUCCACCAGGUGAAAUUGGAGUCAAAUUUGAUGAUAUUGGUGCUCUUGAAGAAGUAAAGAAGGCACUGAAUGAACUUGUAAUCCUACCAAUGCGGCGACCAGAGCUUUUCUCCCGUGGAAAUCUGUUGCGGCCUUGCAAGGGGAUCUUACUUUUUGGGCCUCCUGGAACUGGAAAAACUCUUGUUGCUAAGGCGCUUGCAACAGAAGCAGGAGCUAAUUUCAUUAGUAUUACUGGUUCAACCCUUACAUCAAAGUGGUUUGGAGACGCUGAAAAGCUUACCAAGGCACUCUUCUCAUUUGCCAGUAAGCUGGCUCCUGUAAUAAUUUUUGUUGAUGAGGUUGACAGCUUACUUGGUGCUCGUGGUGGUUCGUUUGAGCACGAGGCAACUAGAAGAAUGCGGAAUGAGUUUAUGGCUGCAUGGGAUGGCUUGAGAUCAAAGGAGAACCAGAAGAUCCUUAUACUUGGUGCAACAAAUCGUCCCUUUGACCUUGAUGAUGCUGUUAUUCGCCGUUUACCUAGGAGGAUAUAUGUGGACCUACCAGAUGCAGCAAAUCGCACAAAGAUACUAAAGAUAAUUCUUUCUCGAGAAAAUUUGGAGCCGGAUUUCCCGUAUGAGAAUCUUGCAAAUGCAACUGAAGGUUAUUCUGGUAGUGAUUUGAAGAACCUGUGCAUUGCGGCAGCUUAUCGACCUGUUCAAGAAAUACUAGAAGAGGAGAAGGAGGUUGAAUCACUGGGAGGUAGAAAAGAUGGAGUUCCAGUGUUAAGACCGCUUAGUGUAGACGAUUUUAUUGAGUCAAAAGCAAAGGUGGGGCCAUCAGUCGCAUAUGAUGCAGCAAGCAUGAAUGAGCUGAGAAAAUGGAAUGAUCAGUAUGGUGAAGGUGGAAGCAGAAGAAAGUCUCCAUUUGGCUUUUGAAUCUUAUAUAACAGACGGAGGAGGUAGUUGGAAUGUCCACAAUUUGGCCCGUCACUCUGAAUCAACAGAUUACGUUGUCGUUACAAUUGUUUAUUUAGGUAGAACCAUGAAUGUGUAAUUCUUUUAGCAGGUCUAUCUUCUUUUUUUUUUUUGGUUACGGCAAAUUCCAAUGAGUGGCUUUUGCUGCAUAAGGUUGGUUUAGUAAUGUAGUACCAAAGCAGGCAGAGAUAGGAUAGGAACAGAGCCAUAGAAGAUACAGGCUUUAGAAUGCCAAUGUGUAUUAACAAAAAGUUCAAUUUUGUAAUUCUUCCUCUAUUAUAAGGGGAAAAAUUCAAAUGCCAAAGGUCGUAAAUGAUUUUUUUCUGCUUUAGAAUUUUAAGAAACAGCAGUUCUGAGUUUGCUA
This is a messenger RNA of Nicotiana tabacum (common tobacco), 3416 nucleotides long. The record is from RefSeq and is a predicted model, not a curated record. Lineage: Eukaryota; Viridiplantae; Streptophyta; Magnoliopsida; Solanales; Solanaceae.